Messenger RNA from Macrobrachium nipponense, 729 nucleotides. RefSeq lists its product as uncharacterized. The transcript has 2 exons. The coding region runs from base 1 to 729 and encodes 242 amino acids. The record is from RefSeq and is a predicted model, not a curated record. NCBI's taxonomy places the organism in Eukaryota, Metazoa, Arthropoda, Malacostraca, Decapoda, Palaemonidae. Gene Ontology annotation, molecular function: nucleic acid binding. Gene Ontology annotation, biological process: DNA integration.
AUGUGUCAGCAGUAUCGUCAUUGUGCCAUUGAUAAACAGCCAUUGCAUCCUUGGAAGUUCCCUAGUAAACCAUGGUCUCUUAUACAUAUAGAUUAUGCUGGACCUAUAGAAGGCCAAAUGUUUUUAGUCGUAAUCGAUGCGUAUUCUAAAUGGCUAGAAGUAGUUCCCACUCAAGGUUAUACUUCUAAAGUUACAGUCUCUAAAUUAAGACAUAUAUUUUGUACACAUGGAUUACCAGAUGUAAUAGUGAGUGACAAUGCUACAGCUUUUGUUAGUGAAGAAUUUCAGAGUUUUGUAAAUAAGAAUGGAAUUCGUCAUGUUACUAGUGCUCCGUAUCAUCCUUCUACUAAUGGGUUAGCUGAAAAUGCUGUCAAAACCUUUAAAACUGCUUUGAAAAAAUGUGAAGGAAGAAGCCAAGCUAGAAAUUACAAAGGUAAUAGGGGAAGAGUUGCAGAGAAAUUUGAAGAGGGUGAUCAUGUAUAUUUUAGGAAUUAUUCCAGGGCAGGACCACCUAACAGUCCAGGGAUUGUGGAAGAGUGCACUGGUCCCAUUUCAUGUAAAAUUGUUAGUAGUGAUGGAGAUGUUGUACACAGACAUUUUGAUCAAAUGUUUAAACAAGUGAAACCCUCUUGUGAAAUUGAAGGUAAUGUUAAUUUUAAGGGUAAUGCUAAUUUUAAGGCAGGUGAUAAUUUUAAGGUUGCUAAUGAAGGUCAUUUCUCACAUCUCUGA